AUGUCAAGCACAGUCUCGAUUGAUAACCACUUGCAGAAGCUUUGGGAGCUAGAAGCCGUCGCUGUCUUACCUGAGAGUCUACAUCCGCAUCACCAAAUCUGUGAGGCGCUCUAUACUAACAUUACAGUUCAGGACUCCCACGGUCGCAUUAUAGUCAACUUUCCCUUUAAGGAUUAUCCCUCUCGCCUUGGAAACUCCGCUGAAGUGGCUCGUCGACGAUUCUACGCAAUGGAACGCCGCAUGCUGAAAUUUCCUGAGUUGAGAUCCCAAUAUGUCUCAUUCAUGCAAGAAUAUCAGGCGCUAGGUCACAUGUCAAUGGUGACCAAUCCAGCCCUUCACGAGUCGCAUUAUUAUAUACACCACCACUGCGUCUUGAAGCCCUCGAGCACGUCAAUCAAAUUGCGAGUGGUUUUCGACGCCUCGUGCACAACAACUUCGCAACUGUCACUUAAUGACCUACUGCUCGUGGGUCCCACUGUGCAAACGGAUCUUUAUCUGCAGCUUCUCAAAUUCAGACUGUUUCAAUAUGCCUUGACAGCUGACGUGACAAAGAUGUACAGGCAAGUCCUCGUCGAUCCAAGUUUUCGAAAAUAUCAAUACAUCUCUUGGAGAGACUCCCCAGACUCAGAAUUGCAGACGUUCUAG
Drosophila biarmipes is the source of this 645-nucleotide messenger RNA. RefSeq lists its product as uncharacterized. The record is from RefSeq and is a predicted model, not a curated record. NCBI's taxonomy places the organism in Eukaryota, Metazoa, Arthropoda, Insecta, Diptera, Drosophilidae. The coding region runs from base 1 to 645 and encodes 214 amino acids. The transcript has a single exon.